AACCUAAUGUCAUCCACUCCUCGAGUCCUUCUCAAAGCAGUGUCCUUUCAUCAACCUUCUAGAAGACUACAUCGACAUCGUUGGACAAGUUCUUCAAAAGCUCUUCAAGUAUCAUCAUCUACACCGAUCGCAUCUUGUUCGAGCCUUGGCACUCGAAGAACUUACGCUACUAAUCCUGAAGAGACUGAAGAUCAAAAGAAACAACGUGAACAGGCUGAAGAACGUCGUCGGCAACGUCAAAAACAGCAUCAAGAGAAUCAGGAUGAUCAUAUUGCCCCUGGUACAUCACCAUGGGCACGGUUUAUGGAUGUACUGAAGAGCGAGUAUGCCAAGAGUCAGGCAAUGCAGGAAAAUGUACGUGAGCUCACGGGUACAGCACAGGGUUUGAAAGAUUCCGAAGCGGCUCAAAAGAUGAGGGAAGCCUAUACAGCCUUACGAUUACAAACCUUGAUCAAAGAAAACCCACGUUUGGCAGCCAUGGCAUCAUCACUUUCGACCACCGGUCGAUCUGUUUCAGAUGCUGUUAACAAAGCUGCACAAGAAAUUGAAGAUAGUCGAUUGGUACAAGCCGCCAAGAAAGUGACUGCCGAACUUGAUCGAAGGAUUGGUGAACCUAUUCGACAAACCGAGGUUUAUAAGGUUGUAGAAGAUACAGUUGAUUUCAGUCAGGGUGCAUUGAGAUAUGGAGGUUAUAUUGAAAAGGCUGAACGUCGAAGGAAGCGUCAGAAGCGAUUAGAGCGCCUCGGGAAAUCUAACAAAGGACUUGAUAAGCCAUCCCAAUUUCCUGAAAAUCCUCAAGCUCCGCCAGCUCUUGUACUUCAUGCUACAGCAAAUCAAGAAGCCGAAAAUGAAAGCCGUUCAACCAAAUCUAGAUUAGCUUCAAUCACCCCAGAACCGAUCUUAAAAGCAUGGACGAAUUUCCAAAACACAUAUGAAGAUUCGGAUAAUCCAGUGAUUGCUUCGAUGCGUACUGUAACAGGAGCGAUUGGUAGAUUGUUUGAUGAAACUGAAACGGCAAAAGUGGUUAGAUUGAUUAAAGAGAUUGAUCGAGAUUUCGAAUUUGAUGGGUUUUUAAGAGAUUUACGUGAAUAUAUCGUACCUGAGAUUGUAGAUGCUUAUGUAGAUGCAGAUUUAAAAGUUUUGAAACUUUGGACAAGUGAAGGGGCGUAUAAUGUGAUUACAGCACCUAUGCAAACUUACCUACAACGUGGACUACGGCCUGAAAACCAAGUAAUCGACCUGAAGGGCAUAGAUAUCAUGUCAGCGAAAGUAUUACAGGAGAGAGAACUUCCGGUGUUUGUAAUCGCAUUUAGAACACAUGAGAUCAAUUGUUUUACGAACCCAGGAAAUGGAAAGGUAGAAGUAGGUAACCCAGAUCAAAUCGAACAAGUACAAUAUGUGAUUGUAAUGACAAGAGAAGCAGAACAAUGUGGGAAUGAGAUCACAGGUGGUUGGAAGGUAAUUGAUAUGGCUAGGAGAAGUUCGGUGGCAUUUUUAUGAUUUUUAUUUAAAAUUAAAAGGUGAUUUUUAUGUUUGGGUUUGUGAAGGGGGUUGUUUUGUUUAUUAGAAUUGAGAGGAGGAACUACAUGUCAACUCUUUGAU
Molecule: messenger RNA, 1602 nt
Organism: Melampsora larici-populina 98AG31
Lineage: Eukaryota; Fungi; Basidiomycota; Pucciniomycetes; Pucciniales; Melampsoraceae
Exons: 5
Coding region: 7-1500 (497 amino acids)
Biological process (GO): protein import into mitochondrial matrix
Cellular component (GO): mitochondrial inner membrane
Molecular function (GO): protein-folding chaperone binding
Source: RefSeq, a predicted model, not a curated record